AUGCCAAAUCCAAAACAGAACGUAAGUGUAAUUAUACUGCGAAGUGAGAAGGAGUUAGAAUAUGCCAGUCCGAAGAGGCUUGCCCAAGGCAGUACGACAAACCUGAAGGCAGAAGCAGAAAUAGAAAUUCCAGCAGAGAAUCAGCCUCAAAAAUCAGAGGUAGAACAAUCCCCAAUACAGGUAAUACGUCCACCUUUUUCUGAAAGAUUUGCUCAAUCAAAAAGAGAAAAGGAAGAGAAACAGAUCUUGGAGAUUUUUCGCAAAGUCCAGAUAAACAUACCCCUUCUUGAAAUCAUAAAGCAAAUACCCAGGUACGCGAAAUUUUUAAAAGACCUUUGCACUGAUAAAAGAAAAUCGUAUGGGCAUGAAAAGAUUAAAGUAGGGGAGAAUGUGUCAACUGUACUCCAAAGAAAAAUUGCACAAAAAUGUAAAGACAAAUGCAUAUUUGCAAUAUCAUGUCCUUUGAAACAAACAGGAGUCACACUCCAAUUCGCCGAUAGAUCAAUAGUUUAUCCUAAGGGCGUGUUAAAAGAUGUUUUGGUCCAAGUGGAAAAAUUAAUCUUUCCAGCAGACUUCUUUGUCUUCGAUAUGGAAGAUGACAAUUCAUCUAACUCUACAGAUUUAUUGCUAAAAAGACCAUUCCUCAACAUAGCUAGAACGAAUAUCGACGUGCACGAAGGCAUGCUUUCAAUGGAGUUUGAUGGAAAAGAGGUAAAGUUUAAUGUCUAUGAUGCAACGAAGUAUUCUGAUGAUAAAUUUUCUCUUUGCAGCAUAGAUGUAGUUGACCCUCUCGCUUAA
This is a messenger RNA of Manihot esculenta (cassava), 798 nucleotides long. RefSeq lists its product as uncharacterized. NCBI's taxonomy places the organism in Eukaryota, Viridiplantae, Streptophyta, Magnoliopsida, Malpighiales, Euphorbiaceae. The record is from RefSeq and is a predicted model, not a curated record. The transcript is spliced from 2 exons. Bases 1 to 798 code for a protein of 265 amino acids.